Arachis duranensis is the source of this 3452-nucleotide messenger RNA. Its product is annotated as putative disease resistance protein At3g14460. The transcript has 2 exons. Gene Ontology annotation, biological process: defense response to other organism. Bases 12 to 3419 code for a protein of 1135 amino acids. NCBI's taxonomy places the organism in Eukaryota, Viridiplantae, Streptophyta, Magnoliopsida, Fabales, Fabaceae. Gene Ontology annotation, molecular function: protein binding; ADP binding. The record is from RefSeq and is a predicted model, not a curated record.
CCUUAUUCAAGAUGCUGAAUGACAACAAUGAGCAUCAGCUGUCUGUGUUUGCUAUUGUUGGCAUAGGUGGAGUUGGUAAAACAACAUUAGCCCAAUCAGUUUACAACAAAGAGGAGGAGUUCAUGAAGGGAUUUGAUCUGAAAGCAUGGGUUUGUGUUUCAGAAAAUUUUGAUAUUGCUGAGACUACAAAGAAUGUUAUAAAGGAGAUCUCUCCAAAUACUCAAGGUGUUGAGCACUUCAAUUCACUUCACCAUACUUUGAAAGAAAAAUUGUUGAACAAGAAAUUCUUUAUUGUUCUGGAUGAUGUUUGGAGUGAUGAUGGAGACAAAUGGAGUAAUUUUAUGACCCCUUUCCAAUAUGGGAAGAAAGGAAGUAUUGUUCUUCUGACUACUCGCGGGAAAAAUGUUGCUCUAGCAGUUCAGAACUGUCGCCCUUAUUUUCUGAAAGGGUUGUCAGAAGACUAUUGUUGGUCAGUGUUUGCUAACAAUGCAUCUUUUCCAGAAUCAAAUGGGAGUGCAGCACUUGAAGAAAUAGGUAGAAAGGUUGUCAAGAAGUGUGAUGGCUUGCCAUUAGCUGCAGAAACACUUGGACGCUUGUUACGUACAAAGCACGAUGUUGAGGAAUGGAACAAGAUACUAACGAGUCAUAUUUGGGGAUUUUCUGUGCAGAAGAGUAAGAUUAUCCCAGCAUUACUGAUAAGUUACUUCCAUCUUCCUCCACAUUUAAAGCGUUGUUUUGUUUAUUGUGCUUUAUAUCCCAAGGAUUAUAAAUUUGAGAAGGAUGAAUUAAUCCUUUUGUGGAUGGCAGAAGAUCUUUUACCACUACCAAAGAGAGGAGAGAGUUUCGAAGAAGUUGGUUGUGAGUGUUUUGAUGAACUAACUUGCAGAUUAUUUUUCACGAAGAUUAAAGACGGUGAUGAUUAUUUUGUGAUGCACGAUCUCUUGCAUGACUUAGCAAUAUUCCUUGCUGGGGAUUUCUAUUGCAACUCAGAAGAACUUGGUGAAGAGAAGGAGAUAAGGAUUCAAACCCGGCAUUUGUGUGUAAACUUACGUCAUUGUAGCUCAAAACUUCUUAAUUUGAUUUCUAAAGUAGAAUCUUUGAGAACAUUAUUAUUGUUUGGCGAUUUCAUAUCUCCCAACUGCAACAUUGAAGCGGCAACUUGUGACAUAUUAUCAAAGUGUAAAUACUUGAGAGCUUUAUCCUUUAGUAAACUUAAUGUGGUGCAUGAUUCAAUAGGAGAAUUGAUCCAUCUGCGCUACUUGGAUCUCUCUUGCACUAAUAUUAAGACAUUGCCCGAGUCUUUGUGCAAGUUGUCUAAUUUGCAAACAUUGAAGUUGAAUCAUUGUUCUAAGCUAACUACACUGCCUAGUGGUUUGCAUAAUCUUGUGAGUUUGCGGCAUAUUGAUAUUAGAGGAACUUCUUUGGAAGAAAUGCCCAGAAAAAUGAGCAAAUUGAAUCAAUUGCACGUUUUAAGUUACUUUAUCGUGGGCAAGCACGAAGAGAAUGGAAUCCAAGAGUUAGGAGGGCUUGUAAAUCUUCAUGGAUCCGUUGAGAUUAAGAAGUUGGAGAAUAUUGUUGAUGUGAAUGAAGCAAAGAGCGCAAGGAUAAUGGAUAAGAAGCACAUUGAUGAAUUAUGCUUGGAAUGGUCUCCAAGUAAUGAUUUGGUUUCAAGCACACAAAAAGAAAGAGACAUGCUCGAUAACUUGCAAAUGCACAGUGGGUUGAAAGAGCUGAAAAUCAAGGGAUACAAGGGUACCAUAUUUCCAAAUUGGAUUGGGCAUUGUUCCUACCAAAACAUGACAAGUGUAUCUCUUGAGUCUUGUGACCAUUGCUGCAUGCUGCCUUCACUUGGACAGCUGCCAUCUCUUAAGUCCCUAAGCAUUCAACGCUUCCAUCAGCUGAGGAGUAUUGGCGGCGAGUUUUACAAGAAUGAAGGAGAUCAUCAUUCUUUGCAUAUUACACCGUUUCCCUCGCUGGAGAGAUUGGAAUUUGAUGAUAUGGCACGUUGGGAGGAGUGGCACUUACCUGACUCAAAAGCUUUUCCUCAACUUAUGAUUCUUCAUAUAAGAAAUUGCCGAAUGUUGAAGGAAGAGAUGCUUAAUCAGGUAUUCUUCAGAAUCGUUUCUUCUUUGUCGGAUGUUUCCAAAGUUCGCAAACUAUGUAUAUAUAACUCCUCUAUAGAAUGGCUCCCCGCAUCUAUGUUUCUUGAUGGGGAUACUUUAUCAAUUAGGGGAUGUGAAUAUGAGAAAGAGUCUGCAUUGAAAGCAAUGAUCAGCAUGAACCAUCUAAGUUGCCUCCAAGAAAUACACAUCUCAGGGUAUAACUCUCAUGUAUCCUUUCCGGCCAAUUGUUUUCUCAAAUCUUUGCAAAAGCUGAAAAUCCAUAGCUGUAGAAAACUAGAAUUCCCUGAGCAACAGAAGCAGAAGUAUGAUCUGGUAGAGCUACAAAUAGAAGACAGCUGUCAUUCACUGACCUCCUUGUCGUUGGAUGCCUUUCCCAAUCUCAAGAAUCUCGAGAUAUCAUGGUGUAGAAAUCUGGAAUCAGUCUCAAUGUCAAAGCCACCACACGCUGCUCUUCAAAGUCUCUCCAUCUAUGAAUGCCACAGAUUAGUGUCAUUUGCAGGAGAAGGACUGGUUGCACCCAACUUAACUCAUCUCAGCCUCAUAGAAUGCUACAAUUUGAAGGCAUUACCACGUGACAUGAAUAGUCUACUCCCAAGUUUACACUCUCUCCAGAUAUCACAGUGUGGGAAUCUGGAAUCAAUCUCAAUGUCAGAGGCACCACAUGCUGCUCUUCAACGUCUCAUAAUCAGUGGGUGCUCCAAAUUAGUGUCAUUUGCAGGAGAAGGACUGGCUGCACCCAACUUGACUCAUCUCAGCAUCACACAUUGCUACAAGUUGGAGGCAUUACCACGUGACAUGAAUAGUCUACUCCCAAGUUUACAUUCUCUCGAGAUAUUUUGUUGCCCAAACAUUUGCAGGUUGCCAGAGGCUGGUUUGCCGCCUAACUUGAAAUCACUUGAGGUGGGAAUUCGUGAGGAACAAAUGAGGGAUCUAUCAUGGAUGGCCAAUUUGGAGGCCCUCACUCAUCUAAGAAUUUAUGGUUAUGGGUGUAAGAACAUAAAGUCAUACCCAGAGGUGGGUUUGCUGCCCCAUAUUCCCUCCCUUACCACUCUUGAGAUAUGGUGCUUCGAUAAUCUGGAGACAUUGGAGUGCAACGAGCUUCUCUGCCUCACCUCCCUUCAACAAUUGCACAUUUCAUUCUGCCAGAAGCUGGAGAAUAUGGAAGGAGAAAAGCUGCCUCCCUCUCUCUUGCUACUUCAAAUUAAACAGUGUCCUUUGCUGGAAGAACACUGCAAGAACAAGCAUCAACUAAUCUGGCCUAAAAUUUCCCACAUCCCCACCAUUAAAUUCGUCUGAACAGAGAUUUCUGAGCAGUAGCUUCUCCGAGGU